Messenger RNA from Paramormyrops kingsleyae, 4143 nucleotides. Lineage: Eukaryota; Metazoa; Chordata; Actinopteri; Osteoglossiformes; Mormyridae. The record is from RefSeq and is a predicted model, not a curated record.
AGUAGACUGUACGUCUUACCACCGUCUGCAUGUAUGCCAAAUGUUUUACACCGGUAAACAGGCCUACUUCUCUCUUCUUGUGUCGUAGUUCAAAACAGCGAGGUAACUACAUUUCCUGUUGUAUUACCAGAAAAAUAAAAAAUAAAUCCAUACAGUAGAUCAGUACUGGCCGGUUUCAGAGGUAGCUUACCUGUACAUAUUAACACACCAGAGAACUGGGUUAGAGAUGAGCUGGCUAUUUGUUGAAUUCAAAGGUUCAUGUGCGACUCCUUACCCAAAGACGAGUGCGAGACGCCAAGUGACACUGCGUGGAAACGGCACGCGACUGGUGCACGAGCAGAGAGCCCAGAGCGACGGUACGCUGGGCCCGCGCGUGCGACAAACGACACGCGACUCGCCGCUGUACGUCGGUGCUGGAUUUUCCAACAUCGAGGAAGCGUUUUGGGGUGGUGUGAGAGAGGAGGAAAAUGCGGUGUGGAGCGUGAGGAUGCGGAAUGGGAAAGCAAAUCCAAUAGAAGUUCCCCUGGUAGGAAGGGAUUGAAACCUGACCAUGUCACGCAGCCUCGUCAUUGAUUCUUCACAGAAGACCAAGCUGUUUGCUCACAACACCAUCCUAUUGUCUCCAGAAGUUACCUUCUACAGCUCUAUGACUGUCUAGACCUGCUGCGGCCUUAUCGUUGCUCCUUGUAUGUCAGGCGCAAUUGUACAACCCGCCCUUUGAAUUUGAGCCUUCAUCUGUCCUCAUCCUGCUGUGGACUUUAAUCGAGAGGCGAAAACGGGCCCAGGCUGAAUCGAGGUGCCCUGCUGUUGCUUAGAUACGCCAACCGAGGACGCUGCCCCCUUCUGGCCCGCGCAGAUUUCGGACAUGUCCGCCAAGGCGCCUAUCUACCUGAAGCGUAGCAGCCGCAAAGGGAAGAAGGAGAGGCUGAGGGACAUCCUGUCCUCGGAUAUGAUCAGCCCCCCGCUGGGGGAUUUCCGCCACACCAUCCACAUCGGCAGCGGCGGCGAGGAGAGCGACUUGUUCGGCGACCUGUCCUUCCUGCAGGGUAAGUUCCACCUACUGCCCGGACAGGGCCAGCCUGGGAGCGAGUGCAGCGAGCCCUUUCAGUUCACACGCACCGCCAGCGUGUGCAGCCAUCCGCCACCCUCAGAGAACUCGCCCCUGCUCAAGAACGCCAUCUCCCUGCCCAUCAUUGGCGGGGUGCAGGCCCUCACGCUGCCCGCCUCAGCCCCUGCUCCCGCCCAGCCCCAGCCCCAGACAUCCUCCCAGGCACCACCUCCCAAACCGCCCAGGCUCCACCUAGAUGACAAGGCUCCACUGCCUACCCAGGAUCCCUCGCUGCCCUCUGCCUCGUCCUCCAUAGCAGCCCCGCUCGCUUCACCCACCUCCUGGGCUUCAGUAAACCAAGACAACGACCUCCAAGACCUCGACAAUCCCUUAGAACAGCCCUACUUAUCCCACACCAGCUCCCUGCUCUCCCUCCACCUAGACCUGGGGCCCUCCAUCCUGGACGACGUGCUCCAGAUUAUGGAUAAGCACAGGGCGAGCAGCCUGAAUAGUUCCUGUGUGCAGGGAGGACUGCAGGAGCUCUUCACUUGAGGACCAGCAUUUCUGUUGUAAAUUCUGAAGUAGCUUUGAGAAACUUUUUUUUUUUUAUAUAUGUAUAUGUAUAUGACUGGAGCUGACCGAACAGACCAUGGUGUAUAAAACCCUCAUUUGCAGAAUGAUGGCUAUGAUCACACUCCAGGCCCUUCAUGCAUGUUACGAGGACCAGGGAGAAGCAACAAUGCAUCUUGGACUAUCCCACGGUAUAGACUUUAUCCGAUGUUCCUCAAUUGUUAAGCUCUUGCUCCUGUUGCUAAUAUUCAAAGAAAGCACCAGUUCCGCUGGGAAGCAGUCCAGUGAAUUUCCACUGUGGGUUUAAGGAAACAGGGGUUCCAGCUCCCUGCCACCACAGCAGAGCUCCUUCCUCAUAAACUAGAGGUUCUGGGCAAGGGAGGAACACAGUGGAACAGAGCGUGACUUCCCUGCCCUUUGAAAUACUACUCUGCGUUGUCUUAGAACUGCAAAGAUAAACCUUCUGUUUUGCUUUCUGCAAAAAUUGUGCGAUAUGUCAUAAGGCACUAAGAAGCUUGGCCCGAGAAAGCAGCCUUUGCUUCCAAGCCUUGUCCAAAUAUUUGCUACCACUCAUGGACACUGGACAUUGAGAGAAAUGGACCCUGGCUCUGUUAAGGUACUCGGUCCUGUCAUACUUGACCUCGCUCUUUGCCAUCAGAAUAUUCCAACACUGAGAACUGAGAGUCAUGUGAUCUGGCAUGAUCUGAUGGUGCUGAUUGGAAUGGCUUAACAAGGCCCAUGCAGGACCCAUGCCUUUAUACUGCAGUAAACACGGUCACAGGGUACUUAGGCUUGCCGGUGUGGGCCUGUAUUACUCUGCUGUGUUUCUAUAUUAAAAUGAAAUGAAGUUCUCAGCGAAGCCAUUCCUCAGUGACUGGCACUUCGUGCGGGCAGAGUCUUUUAAGUGCUUAAGUGGGUUUCCUCAAGUAUCCUGCACCAAUCCAAAAACACAUGGUUUGGCUGAAUUGCACAUAUUGUGUGUGUGUGUUUGUGUGCAUGUGAGUGUGCGCCCUGUGAUGGACUGAAAUUCCAUCCAAGGAAAGGACGGACAGCCAGCCUUGUGCCUUGUACUUCUUGGGACAGUCUAAGUAUGACCCUGAAAUGGAUUAUAUUAGAUUAUAAUAGACAUGACAUAAAAAAGUUAUAUGUAAGAAACUGUAAUUGAGAAACAUGAUUCCCGUAGACAGUUUAUACAUAAUACACAUUGCAAGUACCGGUAAGUGCAGAACUUUGCUGAAAAUCACCAUGCAAAAAUAAUGCUGCCUGUAUUUUACUCUGGAAAGUAUGUAGCAUAUUAACUAGAACAGUGUGGUGAUGAAAUAGCUUUACUGUGUACAACAGAGAAACAACACAGAGAAACAAUGUAAUAUUUUCAAUGGGAAUGAACGAUGUGUGGUAGAAUUCUUGUGUUUAAUGUUCUUGAGAAUUUCAAGUUAAAUCGAACAGCAAGUCUAGAGAACGGGGUCAGAAGUGUCCCGCGUUUCUUCACAAUGUGAUAUUUUGAGAAUUUUGUGAAUGUAAAAGAGAGCGAUUGGAAUUUCUUUGUUUCAAGGCUUCAUGAUAUAAAACAAUAUUCUACUGCAUUAUUAAUUACAGGGCACCAGUAUAACCAGUUUAGCUACUGGACUAACAUGUCCCUUAACUCAGUCAUCCACGUGGAUGCGUAACAGUCGUAGCAGGAGAGAGUCAUGAAUGUCCUUGAUGAAUGUCUGACUGUAAGAAGCGGAGUCUUUCUAUUUGUCAUUGUCACUAUGAAUGCUACUGUAAAGCUUUGCGACAGUGUGGAUGUAAAUGUAAAAUGCUGGUUGAUAUAUAUUGUAAUUCCAUUGAUGUACAUGUCACAUGACCAAGAUUGCUUGCCUGCGUUUACUUACGUACUUAAAUGUGAUCCUAAGCAUUAGGAUUCCAAAAAUCUGACAUUUGAAGUGGUAGAUAGAAGAGAACACAGCUAAAUGUGACUUAGGCUAGCAGGGAGGAUGGUAGCACUUAGCAGAUAACUGACUUCCUCCGAGACCCAACCUUCCAGGUCCCUUACCUUGCUUAUGCUAAACACCCAGAAGGCUGAUUGUCGAGCCAAACGUCCUGGUCAUCAUGUGAUGGAUCAACGCAUGCUGGAAACAUGGCAGGUCAACUCUUAUAAAGCUAAAACACAGAUACAGCUAAAACAAAAGUGAGUCCAGCUCCACAUAAACAGUCUUUGUUUGUUUCAUUUUUAGUUCUUUGUUUUUGAGAAGUUGGGUUUUCAGAAGCCUGAAGCAAGUGAAAACUUUGCAUUUCGUAUAAGCUUGAUUUUGUUUGGUUUUGCAAAGCCUUGCUACUGGAAUAAUGUCAUAAAAUGUAGUGACCGUUACUGACUUGUGGGACUGAAUGGCAGUUUUAACACAGUUUAAUGUAAACAGUCGGCCGUUUUGUCCCUCAGCUGUAGGCUGUUUUCUAACAAGCUGCAAACUUGGUCAGAACAAUGUGUUGAGCCUUAGCUAUAAAUGGUGAUUGUAAUAAAACACUUUCCUUUGUCCAUUAAAAAA